GAAUGAAACGAUUCGUUUGAAUAGACCGUACAUUGUAGAUACAUGUGUGUCAAUGUGUAUGCAUACUGUUGCAUACGUGAUGAUUCACACUAUUAUUAACCUAAAUGAAGUUUAUAUUUUGUUUAAACAUAUUAUUAAGAAAUGAUUACAUCAGUCUUUCUAUCAACUAAGCGGUUCUAUCUGAAUCAUGUAUAUGGCUUAUUAUUUAUGUUUGUUGUAGUUAACAUUUAACUUUAUAGCAAUGGAAAAAGAAAGAUUUACAAUGCUCCUUUUGGAGCCAGGGGAAAUAUUUUUUGAAGAUUAUAGUGUUCAAAUGAAAGUACUGGAUAACUCUAGUUCAGUAGAGGAUAAUUGGAUAGAUGGAAGAUUGAAAUUAUGUUCAAAGUCUUUAGUAUUUGUAAGUAAAGAUAUUAAUCAGCCUUUAGUUAAAAUACAACUAAAAGAAGCUACAGAGAUUGAUCGAUGUGAAUCUGAUAGUAAUAUAGCACGACACACCAAUGUAUUGUCAGUAAAAUGCAAGCAAUAUGUGCAGAUGUUGGAGAAAAAUAUACUUGCACCAUACAAAUUUAUACAUGAACAUGCAACUUUCUACUUUCAUUUCAAUUAUGCAAAAGUAGAAGACUGUCUUCCACAAAUUUUGCAGUUACUUAGAGCAGCCACUCUACCAACUGCUGAACAGAAUGCCAUGAUUAUGACCAUUGUGCAUUCAAGGCAAUCUAGAGUCUCGUUUGAUACAUCAUGGUUGGAGGAUCUAUAUGAGCAGGUUGUGUUAGAAACUCAAGCAAAUAAAGUACUACCUCUUGUUAUAAAUCCAGGCAGGAUACUAUUAACAAAUUCUAGAAUUUAUUUUCAGCCGUACAACAAUUUGGAUCAGCAUCCAGUUCUAAAAAUACAACUAAAGGAUAUUAUCAAUAUUAUAAAGAGAAGAUUUAUUUUAAAACAAGUUGGACUGGAGAUUAAAUGGUUAAAACAACUAGAAAAUAAAGUCGAACAUUUAUUUAUAUCGUUAAGGAAUCAAAAUGAUAGAGAUGAAUUAUAUACAAAUUUAUUAAGACAACCUGCAGUUUCCCUAGAAAGAGUUCCUCGUGAUCAAAUGACUAUGAGAUGGCAGAACGGUUCUUUAUCAAAUUACGAUUAUCUCUUAUACAUUAACAGUUUGGCGGAUAGAACCUUCCAUGAUUUGACUCAGUAUCCAGUAAUGCCAUGGGUAAUACAAGAUUACUCAUCUUCUACAUUGGACUUAGAUGAUCCCAGCGUGUAUAGAGACCUUUCUAAACCUAUUGGGGCACUGGAACCAAACCGAUUACAAAGAUUAAAGGAGCGGUAUACGGAGAUGCCGGAACCUAAAUUUCUGUAUGGUUCGCAUUAUAGUGCGCCAGGAUUCGUAUUAUUUUAUUUAGUUCGAAAGUAUCCUCAGUACAUGCUGUGUUUACAAAAUGGAAGAUUCGAUCACCCGGAUAGAAUGUUCAAUAGUGUAGCUGACGUAUGGAAAAAUGUUUUGGUGAACAUGUCUGACUUUAAAGAACUCGUCCCGGAAUUUUAUGACACAAACAAUGGUGGUGAUUUUUUAGUGAAUAGUUACGGUAUCGAUUUUGGUUAUCGACACGACGGUACGAAAAUAGGAGAUGUACAAUUACCAGCAUGGGCAAAUGGACAUGCUCAUUUUGUACAAACGUUAAGAAAUGCUUUAGAGAAUGAUUACGUUUCCCAGAAUCUUCAUCAUUGGAUCGAUUUAAUAUUUGGAUAUAAACAAAGAGGAUCCGAGGCGGUGAAAGCUGACAACAUAUUCUUUCAUUUGUGCUACGAGGGAGCAGUAGAUCUAGAUACUAUUCGGGAUGUUAAUGAUAGACAUGGCUUGGAGGUACAAAUUAUGGAGUUUGGUCAAAUACCAAAACAAAUCUUUAACUUACCUCAUCCUAAACGUUCUGUGUCGAUACUCGAUAGAUUGCUUGCUGAAACGGUUUUAACGUCUUCUAAAAGUAGAACAGAAAGUGAAACUCCUUUAGAAAAGGUCUUUCAACUGCACGAAUUGAUGACAUUUCAAUCUCACAAAGAAAGUGUAAGCAGCAUUACAAUGAUGAAUAAAGAGAGAAUCGACGAAGUAGUGUCAGUGGGACAGGAUGGAAUGCUCAAGUUAUACAGUAUAAAAAAUAAAAAGCUAACGCGUAGCGUAGCUCUGUCAUCGUUGCCAUUGUCUUCUUGCAUAUCAUACUACACGACUUCACAUCGUAACAUAUUAGUAGUGGGCUCUUGGGACAAUUCAUUAAUAUUUUAUGACCUUGAAUUCGGUAGAGUCAUAGAUACAUUGAAAGGACACGAGGACGCUGUUUCUUGUUUAGUAUUAAGUUCAUCCCGUCAAAUUAUCGUAUCUGGUUCGUGGGAUUGCACAGCUAAAGUUUGGCAAUGUUAUAUUUCUGGAUCGAAAAUUAAACCAACGGAGUGCCUUAUCGCACAAUUAGAUCACGACUCUAAAGUAACUUGCAUCAAUAUAUCAAGGGAUGAGAAAUUAUUAGUGUCUGGCACGGAAGAUGGAGAAAUUUUUUUAUGGAAUAUGGACACUUAUAAUUUGCAGUUUAGUGUAAAAGGACAUACAUCUAAAGUAAAUGCAAUGGUAUUUGAUGAAGAUGGGAAAAGUAUAAUAUCUUGUGCAGAGGAUAAAGUGUUGAAUAUAAUAGAUGUCCAUACAAGUACACAGAUUUAUUAUACAACCAUGGAACAUGAACCUUUAACACUGACAUGGUUGUACAAUUUUUUAUUGAUAAGCGACAGUAAUGGGAAUAUUAAUGUAUGGAAUCAUGAGGGUGCAAUUUUUGUUUCACAAAUACAUUACCACGAUGGACCAAUUCAUGCAUUAGCAGCUUCCGCGGAAAAUAAUAUAAUUUUAACAGGUGGAAAGGAUAAAAAAAUUGUUGUAUGGGGUUAUAAAAAGAUGUGAUUCGUCUUUUAAUACUUGUAUUGCAACAGGAAAAUUUGUUUGAAUUUUUAUAAUGUUGGUUGGUACCGAAAUAUAUGUUACAAAAGUUGAUAAUACAUUAAUUUGAAUGUUGUAUUGUUAUGCAUUCCUUACAGUUUAUAACUGAGUAUUUUAAAUACAAAUAUGUUACUUUUAAUUAAUUAAA
This is a messenger RNA of Hylaeus anthracinus, 3119 nucleotides long. Its product is annotated as protein FAN-like. The record is from RefSeq and is a predicted model, not a curated record. Lineage: Eukaryota; Metazoa; Arthropoda; Insecta; Hymenoptera; Colletidae. The transcript is spliced from 16 exons. Gene Ontology annotation, molecular function: protein binding. Bases 242 to 2935 code for a protein of 897 amino acids.